GAAUCAGUCGCCAAGCAUGCAGCCUUGGGUCUGGAGGAGGAUGUAAAGAGGAACACAAAGAACACUGAGGCAGCCAUCUCAGAUAUGAAAGCUCAGCUACUGGUACUUACGGAAGCCGUGACUAGAGUUGAGACCAUGGUUUAUGAGAAUCAGAAAGCUUGCCAGACUAUUCCUGCAGCGAUUGCCAAGGAUUUGAGUCAGAGCAUUUCAAGUCCUAAGGACAAAAUGCAAGGAGCCCCAGCAGAAGGGUACACGUUAACUGGUGGUGCUGCCGCACCUGUGAAGGAGUUCGAUCCCGGAUCCUUUUCGGUUGCUGGGCCAACUGAUUCCGACCCUGCCAAGGCAUUUCCGGGCAAGGAUAAUGAAGUGUGUGAUGAUGAUCCCUUGGUGGACAAUGCGAAAGUGGAGUCCGACGAAGAACGGCGGAAACGAAAACCGAAAGCAAAACCAAAAUCAGUGCUGAAAAGCCUACAGCACACUGAGUUGGAACAGCUGAAGGCCAUCCCUCCAACCGGAACCCAUGCAUAUGAUGACGAACUGUUGUCAAGAGAGGCGGAAACAUGCAAGGAGUCCAAGGGGCGAAGAGAGUGGAAGUUCACUGGAGGACACCCAGACGCAGUGCCCCAACGCCAGCCAACAAGAGCUACGCGUGCUCGACUUCACAAAGCGGGUCUUCUUUCCUCCCUGCCAGAUGGGGUUCUUGGCAUUCUGUCCCAGGCUCCUGAUCAGCAUAUGCCAAAGAAACCCAACCUGUUGCAACAGCCUGGACGGCCACUCUCUCCUCAGGAACCAUUGCAAGAGAGGCCUAAGAUCAGCAUGAAGUGCGAGGCUGAGGAUCCCCUCUGCAUAAACGAGGUUGUCAUCCAGUUGUUGGCAUACAACCCCUCACGAACUCUUUAUGAGACCUUCGCGGGCAAAAACCAGGCAGCACCCGGUCCACCACGAGGUCGCCCAGUCCCUCAAUAUUUGUACUUCACCUUCCAGGUGCUUGAUACUGUAGCAGCAGAUCCAUUUGGACCCUCCUAUGUGCUUGCUGUACCCCCUCAUAUCAGGACCUAUCCGGUCUUCCAUGCCUCAAAACUUCUGCCUUUCACUCCUGCUGAUGCAUUUCCUGAUAGGCCACCGCAGUUUGGACCUCCUAUCCCUGGAAAGGGAUAUGAAGUUGAGAGCAUAGAGGAUCAGUGGGGCACAGGCCCCAACUGCGAAUAUCUUGUGGAGUUCUACUUCCAACCUCACACAGAGGACCGUUGGUUUACAAGGAAGGAACUUCUCAAGUCUGCAAAUUCAGUCGUGCGGUUCUACAAGGCUGAACAGAAAGAGCAAUUGCUCAGACGGUCUCCUCAUGGACACUCCUAGCUCAGGGUCCUCGCCUCCCGGGAGGGUAGGAAUGAAAUGAAUUGCAGUUGCUCAC
Chara braunii is the source of this 1411-nucleotide messenger RNA. Lineage: Eukaryota; Viridiplantae; Streptophyta; Charophyceae; Charales; Characeae. The record is from the annotation of a GenBank genome assembly.